CGCCAGCGGCCCCAUCGCUCAAACCGUGUCUGCAAGGGAGCCGUCCGGCGCGGUCUGGUGCCAGCUUCCCUCACGCCAUGGCCGAGGCCCUUUAAAUCGUUAGAGAUGUCGGGACUCGUGAACUCGUGAGCCGUCUUGCCGGGUUGCAAAAACACAGCCCGAGACGGCAGGUGUCAACAAGUGACAGCGGCUGGGACCGACAGGGCCCCUCAGGCAUUCCUACCCCAGCCCCCAGACCUGGCUUGGAACAAUGUCAAGUCAAUGCACAUCCAACAUUGGAAGCUGCUUCCGGUAGUAGCCUAAUGCAAUUCCUGCAAAAUACUCUUGGGCUUGUGUUCACCAAUGGAUGGAGAUGAAAUCAUGUAAGUGCCUGCUAAUCUUGCAGUGCCAUGGAUGCAGGGUCUCAUCUGCACAUGGUUGGCCUUUUGUCAUCAACCUGAGAGGAGCAUCUACAGUGUCAGAGCAGACACUGGACCAGGAAAGAAAACCAGGUUUCUAUGGCUCAAAUAUUGCAGCGUGGACCGCAAGGCAGGCUGACUGACUGACUGACUGACUAAGUGCGUGGGUUGUUCACUGACUGGAGCUGUGGCUAUCUGAGGACUCUGAGGACACAAAGCCCGGGGCAGAUACCGGCCGGGUGGUGGAGCCAGAUGAUGGGGGAGACGGCAGAAUACCAGAGGCUGCAGGAGACUUCAGAGCCUGACUACCAACGCCUGCCCAGCGAUGACGAAGAGAAACUGGGCAGUAGCAUGCAGUGUGAGGAAGGCACAGAAUGGCUGCUGGAGCUGCUGAUGGAGGUUCAGUUGCAGCAGUACUUCCUACGGAUCCGAGACGACCUUAACGUCACGCGGCUGUCGCACUUCGACUAUGUCAAGAAUGAAGAUCUGGAGAAGAUUGGCAUGGGUCGACCUGGGCAGAGACGACUGUGGGAAGCUGUGAAAAGGAGGAAGGCCAUGUGCAAGCGCAAGUCCUGGAUGAGCAAGGUGUUUAGCGGUAAGCGUCCAGAUGGAGGAGACUUCCCCCAGCAGGGCCAGCUGGCCUCCUCCUUUCGAAAGCUGUCUCCCACACCUCCCCUGGGCCUGGUGGAAGGAGUCCUGGCUACACAGCCUGGUGGUGGUGCUCACCUUGAUGGGCAGCAGCAAGCUCUGACUUGCCUCAUCCCUGAGAAGGACUUGACAUUGUUUGAGAAGCUUGGGGACGGCUCCUUUGGGGUCGUGAAGAGAGGAGAGUGGCUGACACCUGCAGGGAAGGUGCUGAACGUAGCUGUGAAGUGUCUGAAGACAGAUGUGCUCAGCCAGCCCGACGCUCUGGAAGAUUUCAUCUGUGAGGUCAACGCCAUGCACUCCCUGGACCACCAGAACCUCAUUCGCCUCUAUGGUGUGGUGCUCACACACCCAAUGAAGAUGGUGACGGAGCUGGCUCCUCUGGGUUCUCUGCUGGAGCGUUUGCGAUGUGUUCGUCCACAGGGUCCAGUGUUGAUCCACACCCUGUGUCAGUAUGCUGUACAGGUGGCCUGUGGCAUGGCCUACCUGGAGCAGAGGAGGUUCAUCCACAGGGACCUGGCUGCCAGGAACAUCCUGUUGGCUUCAGCGCACAGAGUGAAGAUCGGUGACUUUGGGUUGAUGAGGGCGCUGCCUAACAACCAUGAGCACUAUGUCAUGCAGGAGCAUCGCAAGGUCCCCUUUGCAUGGUGUGCCCCAGAGAGUCUGAAGACCAGAACGUUUUCCCAUGCUACAGAUACAUGGAUGUUUGGAGUCACUCUCUGGGAGAUGUUCACACAUGGUCAGGAGCCUUGGCUGGGUCUUAAUGGGAGCCAGAUCCUGCACAAGAUUGAUAAAGAAUGUGAACGCCUCCCUAAGCCAGAGGACUGUCCGCAGGAUAUCUAUAAUGUCAUGCUGCAGUGUUGGGCACAGAAACCAGAUGACAGACCUACUUUUGUCGCCCUGAGAGAGUUCCUGCUUGAGACCAUGCCGACAGACAUGUGUGCUCUGCAGGACUUUGACGAGCCUGACAAACUACAGAUCCAGGUCAAUGAUAUAAUCACCAUCAUCGAGGGAAGGGCAGAGAACUACUGGUGGCGAGGUCAAAACAAGCGUACCCUUAAGGUUGGACAGUUCCCCAGAAAUGUGGUGACAUCUGUAGCGGGUUUGUCAGCUCAUGACAUCAGUCGGCCACUCAAGAACAGCUUCAUCCACACAGGACACGGAGACACCAACCCUCACCGCUGCUGGGGCUUCCCUGACAGGAUUGACGACUUGUACCUUGGGAAUCCCAUGGAUCCUCCUGAUGUUCUGGGUCUAGACCUCAGUGCUACUCGGCCCACACAGCUACCAGGGCGAGCUAAAAAGCCUUGCUACGAUCCAGUGAACGACGAUGAGGAUCUGACCUCUACAGGAUUAAAGAGAUUAUCACUUCGGAAAACAAGUUCUGUCAAAGGCUUAAAACUUAAACCUCCUGUGUGGGUCUCUGCUUCCAAACAGGGGAGUAGCCGCACUUCAGGCUCAGGCUACAACCCCAAUAGCGAAGUUUCCCUCAUUGACUUUGGGGAGGAGUUCCCGCCAUCCACACCCUCCCCCUCACCCGUGGUUGAAAGUCAGAUCCCCUUACUGGCGAGGCUGGCUUUGGAAGCAGAGAACAUCCUGGACCGGACUCCUCCUCAGAGUCCAUCUAGAUCGUUGCCCCGCCCCCUUCACCCCACACCAGUAGUGGACUGGGAUGCACGGCCAUUACCCCCACCCCCAGCCUAUGAUGAUGUAGCCCAAGAUGAAGAUGAUAUGGAGGUGAGUUCCAUCAACAGCUCGGAGCAGCAGCAUGAAGAGGAGCAGAGUGAUGUCCGUAUCCCAGACGAAGCUGACGAGGCACUAUCCUCUGGACAGAAGGUGCAGGUUGAGGCUCCUGGCCCCAGGGGUCCAGAAAGACCAGGCCUGGAGGAUAACCUCUUUCUCCCUAGCAAGCAGAGCCAGGGCCUGUCCACAUCUUUCUCCCAGUCUUCAGAAAUCUUCCAAGAGCUCCAGCAAGAGUGUAUGAGGAGGCUCAACGUACCGACGGGAAGCACUGCUCGGUCAAGCUCGCCAUCCCAGACCUCAGUUUCAUUUCCCCAGACUCCUCAGACCCUUCAGACUCAGGAGGGACACCAGCAGAGUGUCCUCUCCUCCAAUGAAGACAAACCCCAGAUCCCCCCACGUGUCCCCAUUCCCCCUCGCCCUAUAAAGAGGGGCGAUUACACAUCUGCUCGCUGGUCAAGGGAUCUCUCUCUGUCCCCGACUCCAGCAGACACCACAGAGGAUGUUUCAGGCCCAGACCAUAACAGACCACCUCAGAUCCCUCCAAGGGACCCUUUGUCCCAGCCGAGUUCCAGGACUCCUAGCCCCAUGGGCCUGGUAGUGGGCUCCCCUCAGCAGAGAGUUUACUCUGUAAGCCCCACCACCAUUCAGGCUCCCCUCAUCUCCUGCCCCCCCACACACACCUACAGCUCCUACCUCUCCACCUCUCCAGGUAAACUCAUGCCUACCACACACAUCUUUGCCUCAGAUCCUAAAUAUGCUGCACCCAAAGUGAUCCAUGCCCAGGCCCAGGGUAAGGACCCCGCCAAUAAGGGCCCCUGUAUCCUCCCCAUUGUACGUGAUGGACGUAAAGUCAGUAACACCCACUAUUACCUUCUGCCGGAGAGACCGCCAUACCUUGACCGAUACGACCGCUUCCUCAGGGAGGCAGAGAACCUUCCCGCCAGCGGUGUCGAAGAGAGGCAUGUACGGCAAGCUAACACUGCCACUGUCAGACCCAUGGUGGUCAGCAGCCAGGCUGUCCAGGGACAUGCCCAGGGACAGGGCAUCAUCCAGCCAGGCGAGCUGAAGGCUAAUUUCUCCUCCAACAAUAACAGCAGUCUAGGAGGACCACGGUCAGGGAUGAAGACAUCAGUUAGUCUCCCUCGUGUCUGUUCAGACGGGCUGACAGUACCGGUGGUCACUGCUUCCUGUACCAGGACAGAUGGAGGCGGGAACUCAGCUGACAGGAUCAAAAUGGUGCAGGAGGCAGUUCAUGGUGUGACUAUAGAGGAGUGCCAAGCUGCCCUCCAGAACCACAACUGGAAUGUCCAGAAAGCUGUGCAUUACUUAAAGGUGGAGCAGUUGUUCUGCUUGGGUCUGAGGAGCAGGUCAGAGUGUCUACAACUGCUGGAGAUGUGUGACUGGAACCUGGAGGUGGCCAGCACUCAGAUGUUGGAUAACUAUGGAUCUACAACAAGACAGAGACGGUGACAGAAAUCUCAAGGUGCUGAGCACUGAUUGGAACGUCAUCCUCAGUAAAACAUCAUCAGAGGAGGUGAAUCUACUCCUGACCCUCUCUGUUUGAUGCCUCAGUCACACCUUCAUACUGUAAUUUGAGUAUGGAAGAAUCAAGCACAUUUUCACUGAACUAGCACAAAGUACCAAACUUCAUAAUGGCAUAAUUCAUAUUUACUAUGGAUACAGGAAUUUAGCCUGCAGGCAAAAAAAGAAAACAUUGGGUCAUAGUUUGUCUGAAAGAUUUUUAAUUGUUGCACUUGUAUGUUCAGGACCAUUGGGCCAGCCCAAAAUAAGUCACUCAAACAGAUCCAUCACAGAUUCUGGGUGCUACCAUACUGUCAGAUCCUCUCACUGGUAUCAUCACUGCCACAGUUACACUGUUGAAUAACUACAGAGAGACGCUUUAAUCUUUUCUUUUGUUAAUGUCAAUAAACAGUCAGCUUGAAAGAGAAUCUGAAGAGGACAGAAAGAGAUGACUAGCACAAUAUACCCAAUGGCCCCUUUCCAAAAAAGUAUUGUGUCAGAAUAUAUCAGCAACUUGUACAGGUUGAUUGAAAAUUGGCAUCUCAUUUGGUGAUCACUGUCAGAAUUGAACCUAAAUCGUGUACAGUGUAUGUACAUGUAGGUCAUUAAAGGUUAACACCCUGUUUUGCAUCUGCAGGAUUUGCAGCGCCAAUUGAAGCAAUUGUUUUUAAGAGCAGUUAAAAAUAAAUGAUAUUGUACCUCUACAACAUCCAUGCACAGCAAAAUACACAGCUAAUAUUUAUCUGGCUUUCCAGGCUACAAUGCCCAGGAAAUCAUUUUGCCUGUUGACUGUUAUUAAGAGUUGUGGGGAUUUGAUUAUCAAGACUGUGUCCUGCCGAAACCCUGUGGAGUCAAGUAGAUACGUGUCUUUUAUAGUUUAGUGAGGGAAGUUAGUAUCAAUGCAGUGCUGCACAUUCUGAGUCAAAGGUCGAACCAGUGCGGUGUUGACUUGAGACAAGAGAAUUAACGGAAACAGAAGAUCAGAGAAGCAGUUUGUCCAAGGCCGACUUCUUUUAAGACCUACAAAACUGUCUAAUUUAUAUUCAAGGCUAUAAACAGUAUACCCUUUAUAAAGAGACAUUUAUGUAUUUGUGAACAAAAUAAAGGUUUUUUAUUUUAAUAUAUUUUUAACACAGUGCUUAAGGGCAAGAGAAGGCUGCCACAUCCAUUACUGGGCAGGCCAUUUUUAAAAUAAACUUACCGUGUCCCACCUUAAGUUUCUGUA
This is a messenger RNA of Xiphias gladius (swordfish), 5532 nucleotides long. RefSeq names its product tyrosine kinase, non-receptor, 2b (gene tnk2b). Gene Ontology annotation, molecular function: protein binding; ATP binding; protein tyrosine kinase activity. The transcript is spliced from 20 exons. Gene Ontology annotation, biological process: regulation of keratinocyte differentiation; protein phosphorylation; signal transduction. Bases 651 to 4256 code for a protein of 1201 amino acids. Lineage: Eukaryota; Metazoa; Chordata; Actinopteri; Istiophoriformes; Xiphiidae. Gene Ontology annotation, cellular component: extrinsic component of cytoplasmic side of plasma membrane. The record is from RefSeq and is a predicted model, not a curated record.